AUGGAUCUAGGCGACAGCGGCGCGACGUCUGUCGUACUGGCAGACUGGCUGGACCAACUCCUCAUCUUCUGGCAUGAGUACCGCGUGGUUGUGUCGGCCCUUUUCCUGUGGUUUCUCAUGACUUUCUGGGUGCAGCGAGUCACACCACAGGUACCUUCGCAGGGACUGGAAAAGCCCAAUUGGCCUGACCGGCCCGAGAGGGUCCCUUGCACCGAUGACCAGGCUGUGGCGAGGGAGGUCGACCUGCCCAAGGCCGACCCGACUCGAAAGCCUCGACCAACGGCGGCGCGGGUGGUGACAGGUCGCAAACCGGCUGGAGCAAGGACAGAGCGCCGCGGUGUGCAGCGAGGAGCAGCAUCAGCAUCAUCAUCAUCAUCUACUACCCUCCAGCCCAUCGUCUUCUUCUCGUCCCUGACCGGGACCACGGAACGGCUCACCAAGCGUGUAGCAACUGAGCUCGAAGCCUUUUCGGUUUCUCAGCCUGCGGUGCUCCCGCCGCAGGUACAUGACAUAUCGUAUGUCGACCUUGACGACUACUUCAUCACGGGUCCCAAAACGCCCGUGGCCGUCCCGAACGUCCGAUACUUCUACCUGCUGCUCAUUCCGUCCUACGACAUCGACACCAUCCUCAACACCUUUCUCGCCCACCUCGACGAGACCCACCACGAUUUCCGCAUCGACACGUCGCCGCUGUCCACUCUGGCAGGAUAUAGCGUGUUCGGGAUCGGCGACAAAGAGGGAUGGCCUAGCGAGGAGAAGGGCUUCUGCUCACAAGCGAUCGAAGUGGACAAGUGGCUGGCCAAGUUGACGGGCAGGAAAAGAGCAUAUCCUUUGGGGCUGGGCGAUGUCAAAGGCAAAGGCGAACUCGAGCGCGUACUGCACGACUGGACGGUCGGAGUCUGCAGUGUUCUCGCGGAGCUCAAAGCAACGGGUGCCCUGGGCGAGGGAGUCCCGGGAAGCGGAGACGCCGAUGAGAGUGCCGACGAGGAGGAAGCUGACGAUGGAGAAGUCGAAGAGGUUGACUUCCCAGACUCGGGUCGUAACAAGCGCAGAAAGCUCGCUGCUACUACCGAUCUCGAAGACGUCGGGGGCAAAGAUGGCUCUCUCGCCUCUCCCUUGGCCGUCGACUUCACGACGUACGCUUCUGCUCCAUCUCCGGCGCCAACGGCUUUGAAAGCAAUGGUGCCCAAGGAAUCACCUACAUACACAGCACUGACGAAACAAGGCUACACCAUCAUUGGAACACAUUCUGGAGUCAAGAUCUGCAGAUGGACCAAAUCUGCGCUGCGCGGGCGCGGCUCGUGCUACAAGAACUCGUUCUACGGCAUCGCCUCGCAUCUAUGCAUGGAGACCACCCCGUCUCUGUCGUGCAGCAACAAGUGUGUCUUCUGCUGGCGCCACGGCACCAAUCCCGUCUCGACGACCUGGCGGUGGCAGGUCGAUGAUCCGCAAGCCAUCUUCGACGGCGCCAAGGAAGGCCACUACAAGAAAAUCAAGAUGAUGCGAGGGGUGCCUGGGGUGCGCAGCGAGCGGUUCGCCGAAGCCAUGCGCAUUCGCCAUUGCGCCCUGAGUCUGGUGGGCGAGCCCAUCUUCUAUCCUCGAAUCAACGAGUUCGUCGGCCUGCUCCACAGCGAGCACAUCUCCAGCUUUCUGGUCUGCAAUGCUCAACACCCGCAGCAACUGCAGGACUUGCGACGGGUCACGCAGCUCUACGUCAGCAUCGACGCGAGCAACAAGGACAGCCUGCGCAAGAUCGACCGGCCUCUGCACCGGGAUUUCUGGGAGCGGUUCCAGGCCUGUCUCGACAUACUGCGCCAAAAGCGGUUUGUCCAGCGCACCGUCUUUCGGCUUACACUGGUCAAGGGGUUCAACGUGGAGGAUGAAGUAGAGGGCUACGCCGAGCUGGUGGCCCGGGGUCUACCCUGCUUUAUUGAAGUCAAGGGUGUGACAUACUGCGGGACAAGCGUCUCGUCAAGCGCUGGCUUGACUAUGGGCAAUGUCCCCUUUUACCACGAGGUGGUGGCGUUCGUCGAGGCUUUGGACCGGGCUCUGGCCAAGCGCGGCCUCGACUAUGGCCUUGCCGCCGAACAUGCACACAGCUGCUGCGCCUUGAUGGCCAGCAAGCGCUUCCUGAUCAAUGACAAGUGGCAUACCGUCAUUGACUAUGACCGGUUUUUCCACCUCCUGGACCAAGGCGUCGACUUCACGCCCGAGGACUACUGCAAAGCCACGCCCGAGUGGGCGCUUUGGGGGAAUGGCGGCUUUGAUCCCCGAGAUGUACGGGUCGAUAGGAAGGGUCGGCCAAAAGAGCAGAAUUGA
This is a messenger RNA of Capronia epimyces CBS 606.96, 2319 nucleotides long. RefSeq lists its product as uncharacterized. The transcript has a single exon. The coding region runs from base 1 to 2319 and encodes 772 amino acids. Lineage: Eukaryota; Fungi; Ascomycota; Eurotiomycetes; Chaetothyriales; Herpotrichiellaceae. Gene Ontology annotation, biological process: wybutosine biosynthetic process. Gene Ontology annotation, molecular function: FMN binding; 4 iron, 4 sulfur cluster binding; catalytic activity. The record is from RefSeq and is a predicted model, not a curated record.